AUGGCCUCCUUAGUAAGCAGUUCGUUGUUAUUAGAUGUUAUAGGUGUAAUUGUAGCCAUUAUUGCGGUAAUUUAUACGUGGUUCAAGUGGAGCUAUGGGCAUUGGAAAAGGAAAAAUGUACCGUACAUAGAGCCCUCAUUUCCCUUUGGAAAUGUGGCCAAAUCUAUGGCUAUCGAUAAAAUUUCGUUCACGGAUAGAACUCUAGGUUGGUACAAAUUUGGAAAGGAAAAUAAGUAUAAGCACUUCGGGUUGUAUUUCAUAAAAAGUCCAGUUUUAUUGGUAAUGGAUUUGGAGAACAUAAAAAAUAUCUUGACGACUGAUUUCGAGCACUGGGUUGAUAGAGGAAACUAUGUUAACGAAGAAGGCGACCCUCUCAGCGCGCAUUUGUUGAACAUAGGCGGCGAAAAGUGGAAAAAUCUGCGUAAAAAGUUUACGCCGACUUUUACCUCCGGCAAAAUGAAGCAAAUGUUUAAAACAAUCGCGGAUUGCAGCGUUUCUUUGGAUCGGGUUAUGGAGGAAAAACUGAAAGAAAACAAACCGCUGGACAUCAAAACCGUGGCAGGAAAUUUCACCACGGAUGUGAUAGGAUCCUGCGCGCUUGGUUUGGAGUGCGGUUCCUUUAAGGAGGAGGACUCCUUGUUCAGAGUAUACGGAAAAAGGGUGUUCGACAGCAACCACUUUGAUUUCAUGAAGAUGAUUUUCGUGAACGCGUGGCCUGAGUUUGCUAAAUCAAUGAAUUUAAAAAUUAUCCCGGCAGACGUCACCAACUUUUUUUUGAGCGUGGUGAAGAAUACUGUGAAGUAUAGGAGGGAAAACAACGUGACGCGUAAAGACUUCCUGCAAAUUUUAAUCGACAUGGAGAAGGAGAACUAUGAUGGCGCCGGAAAUUCUCUGACCAUGAACGAAAUGGCCGCGCAAGCUUUAGCUUUUUUCGUCGCAGGGUUUGAGAGUUCGGCCACCACAAUGACCUUCACUCUGUUUGAGAUGAGUCAGCACCAAGAUGUACAAGACAGGGUGAGGCAGGAAGUAAAUGAGGUUUUGGCCAAGCACAACGGAGAGAUCAACUAUGAGUCCAUCAUGGAGAUGAAGUAUAUGACUCAAGUCAUACAAGAGGCAUUAAGGAAAUACCCUCCAAUCCCAGAUGUAUCCAGACGAUGCGUGAAGGAAUACAAAGUACCUGGGACCGAUUUAGUUCUGGAAGAAGGCACCCUAGCUUUCAUACCAAUCGUAGGUAUCCACUACGAUGAAGACUACUACCCAAAUCCCACAAAAUUCAAUCCCGAACGUUUUAGCCACGAAAACAAACAAAAAAUCAAACCAUUUUCUUACAUGCCUUUUGGUGGAGGGCGAAGAGUAUGCAUUGGCGAAAGAUUCGGACUUCUGCAGGUUAAAGUUGGACUUACCACGUUUUUGAAAAAAUACAGAUACACUUUAAACAAACAAACUCAACUACCACUUAAAAUGAAUCCAUUAAACUUUAUAACCACAGUAAAAGGAGACGUUUGGCUCAACUACGAAAAAAUUUAAACUUUAUAAUUAACAAAUUUGGCAA
Brassicogethes aeneus is the source of this 1552-nucleotide messenger RNA. NCBI's taxonomy places the organism in Eukaryota, Metazoa, Arthropoda, Insecta, Coleoptera, Nitidulidae. The record is from the annotation of a GenBank genome assembly.